UGUCCUUCAACUGUUUAGCAUGGAACAGCACAUAAUGGAGUUCUCAGACUUUGUUCAGUCUUUUGAUUGCUGGAAGAACAAGUUGUUGCUAAUAUUCUAGCUAGCUAUUAUAUUAUAUGUACCGGCCUCCUCUUAGCAUCCUCAGCAAAUAUCAACACAAUUUCUACAAAUCACUCUUCACAUUUUCUCUUGAUCAGCUUUUUGCAAGAAUGGCAUUGGCAGGUCAGCAGCAUCAUCAUCAUCUUUCUGCUCCUCCUAUCGACAUUGAUGCGCGGCAUACUAAUGGUUCAACAAGAAAAUGCAUCACUAUACCACCGGUGAUUUAUUCAGCAGGCCUUUAUGAGGAUGAUCCAGCUGAUAUUCUAAUCCAUCCAUUGCCACUUCUGGAAUUGCAGCUGAUUGUGAUUUUCACAAUCACAGUUCUCAUUCAUUUCGUUCUCAAGCGCGUUGGAAUCCCCGUGUUCGUCUCUCAGCUUUUGACUGGCAUAAUCCUUGGACCAACGGCUUUAGGGAAGCGUGAUUUCGUUAAGGAAACGCUUUUUGGCAAAGAUGGUCAGGAAGCAUUGGGAAUGAUCUCGGCAUUUGGAUACAUGAUGUAUUUGUUCAUAAUGGGAGUGAAGAUGGAUCCAACAAUGGUUCUUAGGACAGGAAAGAAGGCCCUGGGAAUUGGCGUCCUAGCAGUUUUGCUGCCAUUAGCUGCCUCUCUGAUUGUCCAUCUGGCCAUAGCAGAUGGAGAUCUGACUAAAGGGCCUGACCAAUUUAUGGUUAUCGCUAUGCAGUCAAUGUCUACAUUUCCUGUCGUCGCCACCCUCCUCAUCGACUGCAAAGCCCUCAACUCAGAACUCGGUCGGUUAGUCCUAUCAGCAUCACUAGUCAGCAACAUGUUGGCAGUCUUCAUCAUGUUUUGCAUCACCACAGCCACUACUUAUGCAGACAAACAAUUAGGAGCCAGCAAAGCUGCCGGAAACAGCGUGGCAAUAAUAUUUUUCCUCAUUGCUGCUGUGUUCUUGGUCAGGCCAGCAAUGUUUUGGAUGAUCAGGCAUACACCUGAAGAUAGGCCGGUAAAGAGCACAUACAUGCAAAUCAUCCUUGUCUCUGUCUUUGCAUCUGCCAUUUACACGAAUAGCUUCGAUCAGUUGGUUCUUUUCGGCCCAUCCAUUCUGGGAUUAGUAAUACCAGAAGGACCACCAAUAGCAACCCAAUUGAUAGACAAGUUUGAGUCCUUCAUUGCUGGUGUUUUUAUGCCAGUCUAUGUAACUACAGCUGGGAUGAGAGUCGAUCUGAAAGCCCUCCAAUCGGACGACCCUCAUCCAAUGAAACACAAUCUAAUCCUUAUCAUUGUGGCAGCUAUCUUCAAAUUGUUGGGGGUAUUGAUUCCUUCAUACUUGAGCCACAUGCCCUUCAGAGAUACUAUCACCAUUGCUACUGUCAUGAGCUACAGUGGCAUCGUCGUACUGGCAGGCUACACCUAUUCAAAAGACAACAAGGUAGGUUUAUAUAUAUCAACGCUCUUCACUGAAACUGUAAAGGAAGAGAUGCUAGCUAUUAUGAUUCUGAUCCCUGCUAUUUAUUUUCAGGCACUCUCGGAGGAUACGUUCUCUCUGGUUGUCGUCUGCAAUUUAAUCAAUUCCAUCAUUGUGUCACUGCUGAUGAAAGUCCUCUAUGAACCGUCGAGGAAAUACGCUGGCUACCAGAAGAGGAACAUUAUGCAUGUAAGACCAAACUCAGAGCUCCGGAUCGUUUCCUGCAUUCACAAACCAGAAGACGUAGCUGCUACAAUAAGAUUACUUGAUGUCUCAUAUGCAACACAAGAAAGUCCUAUUGGGGUUUAUGUUCUUCACCUUAUCGAGCUCGGACACCGGUCGACUCCCGUCUUCAUCUGCCAUCAAAUGAAGAGAGUGUUGGACGUCAACCCUUACUCUCAAAACGUCAUCAUUGCCUUUUCUCAAUAUGAAAGAAACAACUGGGGAUUCGUAUCAGUCAACACCUUCACAGCCAUGUCUCCCACAGACCUGAUGCAUGAAGACAUAACAACUCUCGCCCUCAACAAAGCCACUUCUCUCAUACUCCUCCCAUUCCAUCGUAAAUGGUCGAUUGAUGGGAUUGUUGCAUCAGAAGACAAUCUUGUAAGAACCUUAAAUUGCAGAGUUCUUGAAAGGUCUCCUUGCUCUAUUGGUAUCCUCGUCGACCGUCCCCAAGUCAGGAAGGGAAAUACUGCUUUAAAUCAACUUAUGAGACGUGCAUCCAGUACCUCUUCCGACCACCUGUUCCGCUCGGCUUCAACCAUGCCUUCCGCAGAGGAGACAUCAUGCUCUGUGGGAAUGAUCUUCUUCGGAGGAAAUGAUGAUCGGGAGGCUCUGACUUUAGCCAAACGUAUGGCUAGAGAUUCAGCUGUGAACCUUACAGUUACAAGAUUUCUUACAGAGGAAGGUACGAAUAUUAUGUCCACAGAGAGUGUAUGUGACAAUGAGGUGUUGAGGGAUGUAAAGCAAAACAAUGUUGGCGAUGGAUAUGUAAUAUAUGUAGAGGAGGUGGUAAAGGACGGACCUGAGACUGCUCUGAUCAUUCGAGAGAUGGCAGAGGAAUACGACCUCAUCAUCGUUGGACGACGCCACGGGGUUGAGUGCCCUCAAACAACUGGUCUUGCAGAAUGGAGUGAAUUCCCAGAACUGGGAGUCAUUGGCGACUUGCUUGCCUCACCAGAUCUCAAUAUCAGAGCUUCUGUAUUGAUUAUACAACAACAAAUUUGCAGCUAGUUCGGUCAUGAAGCUGUAAAUGUGUACACGGGAGACACUGAAAUCCUCGAAUUGCAAUUCUGUUUUCAUUGUGUUUACAAAACCAUAUACAUUCCAGUAAAACUAAAUGCGUUUGACCAAUCAAUUUUCCUUUGGAAAGU
Molecule: messenger RNA, 2896 nt
Organism: Tripterygium wilfordii
Lineage: Eukaryota; Viridiplantae; Streptophyta; Magnoliopsida; Celastrales; Celastraceae
Product: cation/H(+) antiporter 4-like
Biological process (GO): regulation of pH; proton transmembrane transport
Cellular component (GO): membrane; endomembrane system
Molecular function (GO): antiporter activity
Source: RefSeq, a predicted model, not a curated record